Molecule: messenger RNA, 9992 nt
Organism: Venturia canescens
Lineage: Eukaryota; Metazoa; Arthropoda; Insecta; Hymenoptera; Ichneumonidae
Gene: pps
Product: protein partner of snf
Exons: 15
Coding region: 408-7997 (2529 amino acids)
Biological process (GO): DNA-templated transcription
Molecular function (GO): protein binding
Source: RefSeq, a predicted model, not a curated record
AUACUUAUAAAUAUACUCAAGCAAGCGAAAAAACCGACAAUAUUUCCCGCGCAUCUCUAUUCACGUAAAAUGUACAUAGAGAAAAAUGCGCGUUUCCGAAUGCGCGUGAAAUUGUCUACUGCGAGGAGAAGGGAGUGUUUGUCCCGCGCGCAGCGUCGAUCGUGCGCAUCGCUCAACUCGGCCAAGUGUUUCUUGUAGAGGGGAUUAAAAAAAAACUGCUAUGUUUCAUUGCAAAAAAGAGUGAAAAAAGACCCGCCGUUUGCGAUUGUGAGUUUCCUCGAGAUGUAUUCGUGUAAAGAGCGUAACGAGCAACCUCUACAAGAGGAUUCACGGAUCUAGUGAUUUAAAUAAUUAUAUUUCGGGAGUUUAGACGCACGAGGGACUCUCGGUGAAUAUUUACCGACGCUAUGUCCAGUUCAUUCAUCGUCGAAUCGCACCAAAGUGGUUCUAAAAAAGACGACACACUUAUCAUAGUUGUUAACGAUGAUGGAACCAUUUCAGUUGAUCAGGAAACUUUACAAAACUUGAUAAUGAAUCAGUCGGACGCAAAAGUUAGUGUUGUUAGAGUAGGACAGAGCGAAGGAGAUGCUGAAAAUGGAGAUUUAACGUUGACUGUUGACCCACCGAGUUUUGAAAGACCAGAGACAGGAAGCAACCCUGCUACAGUAGUAGGUUCGACCGACGUAACAGGAUUAGUCGAUCCAUUUAUGGAAAUGGACCCUGAACAAUUGGAGAAAUUGGAAACAGCUCUACAGAGCGAACAAGCUAAACAAAUUCUUGGGGAAAAUGUCACUGCUAUGCUAGAUAUGCUGACAGUGGAGGAACAACAAAAAUCUAUCAAGUAUUGUAUCGAACUGGAUCAUUGCUACACGACUCGGACUUCCCCCACAGAUCCUGAACCAUCCGAUCCAUUACCAAUAGCAAAUUCACCAGACAUUGUUGAUCAUUUGGAGCUUAAUAAGCAUUCUUCUGCACUGCAACUGGCUUCUGCCAUCCAACCUAGUACCGAUUCGAAUGUCGCUGACAAUUUGACAUCACCCGUAGGACGCUCAAGAAUAUUUCCCAGAAAUGCUACUACCCGAUUAGUCGCUGCUCGUGGCAGAAAAAUUACGACAGCAGUCACUCAACCAACGGCUUUAACAAAAACUUGUUCCACACAGAAUCUGAGAAAUUCGAGUGGUCUUGCACAGCAAUCCCCUAUCAGAGGUGCGAGCACGAACGUUCGCGUAGAGCCAGAACGAAAAGAAAAUGACUCAUCAGCCUCUUCGUCCGAGACUUCGUCAGAGUCUGAACCACCAUCGGACGAUGAUUCGGAUUUCGGGCCUCGUGGACCACGUCGAGGGGGAUUACGAGCACGAGGCGGAAGAAAAGGUUUGACGACGCGCGGGGGAAGUACAAGCGCCACUCGUCGCCGAAGCGCCAACAAGCAAAUGGAUAUGGAUCAAGUACGAAGAUUAGACAUGGAGAUGGCAGCUGCGGUGGUCGCGAUGAAAAGUCCAGAAAAAUCGGAAAGGCCCGAAAGAUUUAAUCCUGCGCGAGGAAAAAAACAACGAACGAGAAGUGUCAGUGGAAGAAAAAAAGAAGAUUCUUCACCGAGUCGAAGCAUGACGAUGGAGAUACAGACGACGUCACCUCCAACGGGAAUUACGGAAACACCUAGUGUUACAGAAAAACCUUUACAAACGACGAAUCAAGUGAAAGCUGAUCUAAUAAACGCGAAUAUGAUUAAGGGCGAUAUGAUAUUGACAAAGCCAGGACAAGGAAGAUACAAUCAAAAGGUUGUCCUGGUGCAAAAGAAACUUGUGAUCAGACCCAACGAGCUCAAAACCAUUGCCAAUAAACGACAAUCUUUGGUACUUGCCAGAAAUAGCAAAACGACUCCUUUGCAAAUUCAAACGAAACUCGCGACCACCGAAGAAGGAAAACUAGUCACAGUCGGUGCAACCGCCGCUCCGAAAACCCCUUCGAGCAGCCUAGACACCCAACAAAUGAAAGCUUGUACCAUUACUUCUAAUGAUUCGUCUUCGUCUUCUUCCGCUGCUGCCGCUGCCGCUACUGCUGCCUCUAUUCUUGGUCUUGAACAGCAACAACAACCUCCACGAAUAGAAACUCCACCUUCGCAAUUACCACAACAGUUGUUGCAGCACGAACAACACUCCGCAAACGAUUCGCCUCAAGAAAAUAUACCCACACCUUCUCCUCCCCUUAGACACAGAAGUAUUGAAAUCAAGAGAGAAAAAAGGAAAUCCGAAUCCGAGAAUAAAAUCGAAGACAGUUUGAAAAGUGCUGAGAUCAAAACUCCCGAUGCAUCAAGAAAACACGUGAAAAAGGACCCACGCAAAGCACCGGCUGUCCUGGCCGGUUUGGGUCCAGCACUUUUCUCAACUCCUGAUAUAAUUCGUCGAGUUGGUUCGGAUGCCAAAAGUGUCGAGCAUCCUGGAACCCCAACUUUACUUCAAGAAUCGAUGAGCAAUGCAACCGUCGGUAGUCCAGACGUUACAUCGCCAACCGGAUCGAUGAAAAACCAAGGUGAAAAUUCAUCGAAUAUCGAGUCGCGAUUAUCAACGGUGGAUGCACUGUCGGUCUUGAGUACCGCAAACGAUGAAGCGCUAUCCGCCCAAGGAAGACAUGACAAUAAAACUGAGGCGAAGGUUCCCACGGUCGAAGAACUGGAACCAUCGUUGGAUCCUGUCGCAAACGUAACUCCAACGGUCGAUAAUCCUGGGCUCAUACGACCCACGGAAUCACCAAUUGUUCCAAAUCCAACUAUGCCUGAGCAAAGUGGAAUCGAAGGCGAGGAACACCUUUUGGCCACCUUGGAAAUGGAAGCUGGGAAACACGACGAAGAAUUACUCGCCGAAGCGCUGCUUCUCCAGGAAGAAUUGGGAGAUGAUCUUGGUGAUCACCCCGUUCUGGCCGAGCCUUCGAAUUCAUUGCCCGAGCCCUUACUAGCAGCAAAGACGUCAAGGUUUGAAGAGCCCAUGGAAACUAACAUGAAGGAGGAACUUUCCAUGAAGGUCACGAAUCCCGUUAAAUCUGAUACGAUGAUGGCUCUGCUUGGACCAACGAAUUUGCAUGGUUCUGCUAAAACGUCAGUUGAAACGCCUAAAAAGAGAGACGAAAGAGAACCGAUCCAGAUUAUCCGAGGAGGACGAGUUAUAACUCUACCGCCAAUCGAAGCACCGGCUACGAGGAGCAAGCGACUUCAGGCGAAGCCAGAAUCACCGCAAAAAACAACUGUUGAGGUCUCAAGAGAAGAAGAGAAGAUUGUAAAACAAGCUAUGGUAGUGCAGCAUCACAGAUCCAAAGACUUCGAAGGAAGGGAUCGCUCGAGUGUUGAUGAAGAAAUAGAAAAUCAAGGGAUUGCAGAUGACGAUGAGGACGACGAUGACGAUGAGGAGGAGGAACAAAAUUCGGAUUCAGAGGACGAUCCAGAUCGAUUGUGGUGCAUUUGUAAACGACCUCAUAAUAACAGAUUUAUGAUUUGUUGCGACGUCUGUGAAGACUGGUUUCAUGGAAAAUGUGUCCACGUCAGCAAAGCUAUGGGACAACAAAUGGAAGAGCAGGGGAUAGAAUGGGUGUGUCCAAAUUGUUUGAAAAAAAAGGAUCAAGGCAAUCCGAGCUCCGAAGCAAAAAAACCUCAACCGAUCGUCGGAAAAACUUCAAUAAAAGAAGACUCGGAACGUUCUCCCCGAGCGACGACUCCUCGAACGAGUGGAGUAGUCACUUCGAACGAAAAAAUAGUAAAAACUCCGAGUCAACCUGUCGUCGUUGAAGCUCCGUCGAUUCCGACAACAUUGGCAGGUGUAACGCAGUGCGUCGUUUGCAAGAAAGAAGCCCGAAAUUCAAGCAUUUACUGCUCGGAUGCUUGCAUAUUGGCUCACGCUCAAGAAACACUUACGAGAGAUAGCAAACCAAGCGGAACAGCCGCUCCGCAAACCAAAAUCAAUCAUGCCGCGACCGAAACUCCAAAAGUUGCGGCCGAUCCCAGAGUCAUUGUUUUCGAAAGAAGGACCGGCAAAGUUCUCACUGGCGCCGAUGCCCCGACGAGAUCAAAUUUGAAAAAUUGGCUCAAGGACAAUCCAACAUUCGAAGUUGUUCGUCCGAACAAUUUGAACACUCUACAGAUCGGUGGCAAAACUGUGACAGCUAUUCAAACCCAGGGAGUUGGUAAAAUGGUAAAAACGAAUCAGGGAACAAGUUCAGGAGCUCAGAACAAAAUGGUGUACGCGAAAGUGGUGGGCUCGAAGCAAACAGUGCUUUCGCCGAGUAAUAAAAAGCUCGUAGUGCUUUCAGGGGCUCAACAACGUUUGUCGCCAAAAACGAUUCAGCAAAAAUCUCAAGGUUCGCCGUCGGCAGGAAAAAGUCCAGUGAUGCGACAAACAACGAUAAAAAUAAUAUCUCAACAAGCAAAAUCGGGAGCGACAAGUUCGCCGAAGCAAAUUGCAAUAAAAAAACAAGAGGGCACUAAAACAGCUGCGGGAUCUCAGCAACAACAGCAGCAACAGCAGCAGCAACAACAACAGCAGGUACAGCAAGGACAAGGACAACAGCAACAAAAGUCUGUUCAAAAGACUCCACCGGUAGCAAAAAAAGUGGAGCCCGAGCCAAUUAGGCUAAACGUUCGUAAAACACUUACGGAAUUAUUGACAACUAGAAUUCGCGAGAGUAAAGAUUUAAGUCUGAACGAUGAAGAAAUCAGCGAUUUAGCGUUGAACAUUGAGCUCGAACUUUACAAAUAUUUUCGAGACACGGGGGCUAAAUACAAAUCGAAAUAUCGGAGCCUCGUGUUUAACAUAAAAGACAGAAAGAAUUUAACGUUAUACAGAAAAAUAGCGGAUCGAUCGUUGACUCCGGAUGCAGUUGUGAGACUUAGUCCGGACGAGAUGGCGAGUCAAGAACUUGCCGAAUGGAGGGAAAAAGAAACGAAGCAUCAAUUAGAAAUGAUCAAGAAGAACGAGCUAGAUUUGAUGUCUCAAGCUAAAUCAAUCGUCGUUAAAACUCACAAAGGCGAAUUGAUAAUCGAGAACGAUACCUCUAUCGAUCACGUUGAUCCCAAGACACCUGUGCAGGAUAUCGUGACGGCUCUCAACAGCCAGGAAGCUGGCGAGGACGAGGAAGACGAGAGCAGCAAAGAUCCAAAGGACGACAAGAGUCACUCUUUAUCGAGCGAAGAUUCAAAAUGGUCGAAAAGUAGCGUUACGAGUGUAGCUGCGACGACUCCAAGCGAGGAACGCAAGAAAAAAGACCGUGAGAAGAUAAGAGACAAGGAAAGAGGGGACAGCAAGAGCUCCUCAAAAUCAACGGAAAAAGAAGUUGAAAAAGUAACGAGGAGUAAGAAACUCGAUGAGGACGAUCGUCGCAGAAGUCACAGUAGAGGACGAAGGCGGCGUAGCAGAGAUCGCGAGAGAAGCAGAGACAGAAAAUCAACGAGAAGCAAAGAUGGUAAACGUGGUGAUACGGAAAAAGAGAGUAAAGAUCGUGAACAACGUCAUAAAAGUGGUAAAGAACAAAGUGGCAGACAGAGAGAGAAAGAUCGAGAGAGACGAAGUCGUGGAAAGAAAGAUCGUAAGAGUCGCAGUAGUCGAGAGGAAGAUGGAAACAACGAUAAAGGUCGUGGAAGCAACAAGAGAGACGGCGGUGAAAGAGGUAAUAAAGAAGGUUCGCAAUCUGGAAUCGAUGAUGCCAAACCUAUCGAAGAUCGACUCUGGCGACACAUCGAGGAAGAUACUACGACAACGACGAGCAUGACCAUACCCGCGACAACUACAACAACGGCGAACGCGAGUUUAGACGGUGGUAACGAUUCGGACGUUUCCGAUCGAGAACCAAGUUCAACGGUCAAUAUCAAAACUCCGGACAUAAAUGAAGAGACCGAGAGGGAAAAAGAUGUAGCAGGGAUUAGCGUCGAUAUUUCGCAGCUCGAGAAAGGACAGAAUCUCUCGAAAAGUGGGGGCGGCCCUUCUCAGACCGUAUGGCGAGGUUUCGUAAACAUGGUCGACGUAGCUAAAUUCUUCAUAACCGCUCAAGAAAUGAGUGGUCACGCGAGAGAUCUUAUGGAAGAUCUUCCCGACACGGUGGACGUCGUUGGACGCAUAAGUCAUGACACCGUCUGGGAUUAUAUCUCCAAAAUGAAGAAAUCCGGUUCCAAAGAAAUUUUAGUUAUAAGAUUGACCGCUGCGAACGACGAGGAAAAAAUUCCUUACAUAACCCUCUACAGUUACUUGAACAGUCGUAGUCGUCUCGGCGUCGUCGGUAACGUCUCCAAAAAUAUUAAAGAUUUUUACAUCAUGCCUUUCUCUCGACAGAGCCAAAUACCUUCGGUUUUACUGCCCCUUGUUGGACCCGGAUUUGAGGACCAGAGACCUCAUCUUCUUCUAGGAAUUAUCGUACGCAACAAACGCAAACGGGUCGCCAAUGUAGCGAGUCCCGUUAUCGCGCCUCCAACGAAAAUACUUAAAAAAGAUGAGGAAGAUCCGUCGCUUGAUAAAAAUUCGAUUCGCCACCAUCAUCAUCAUCACCAUCUUCAUCAUUCGCAUCACCUUCAACAACAAUCUCCGCCUGAUUCUCCGAGACCCAUUCACAAGGGGCUCUUGCUCGAAUCGCUCCGAGAAAAACAGACGAACGUCACGCAAAUGACUCUUGACAGUCUCAACAAAGCUCACGUUGGAAUGUCAAGGAAUUCUAUCAUCGACAAUGCCACCAUUUCUAAACUCGUCCCUGAAUUAUCAUCUAAAAUCGAUCUCACCGAAUCCCCCGAAGGAGAAACACCACCACCGCUAUUACUUCCUACCACGGCCAACACCGAAGCUACUCCCGAUGGCGGUAUUCCUGACGAUCUUGAACCCGACGACGGUGAUGAACCUUACAGUCCUGGCGGAGCGUCCGACCUCGAUGAACCCCUCCAGAAUGCCGAGAACGUUCGCAUCGUCGAUCCUUCUAAUUUGCUCGAUAAUCCGAUAAUCUCGACCUCCGGUCUCUCAUCCCCGAACAAAAACUCGACGGAACUUCAGAGGAAAAUGGACGAAUUAAAUCGACAAAUCGAGGAACAGAAACAACAGAUUCAGAGUAUUAGCUCCUCCUUCCUUGGCGAUGCGGUCUCCUCGUUGCCGGGUCUGGGUCUGGAUCCUCCAGAAGUCGGAGGUGACUCGGACGAGGCUUACAGCCCAACGGAUGUUCGCUCUUUCACACCUCCGCCACCUCCGGGUAUAGCAAAAUUCGCACAGCCGAUAUUGGACAAGGUCUCGGACAUAACAAUCCCUCCGAAUCUUCAAGAAAUAUUGGCGAAUGUAAAGCGUCAGGAAAGUUCGAAAAUCGAUCCCUAUUUGCCAUCGAAGCCGAGCGCCACGUUCCUCACUUCGUCAAAUCCAUCGUUGUACCCGAUAAAAUCAUCGACGGAUAAAUAUACGCCAACGUUCAUAAACAAAAGCAUACAAGGAUCGACAGAAAGCACGGGAUCGAAAAGUAUCAAGGAGACUAAAAGUACAUUAAGAUCUUUGAGCGAUUUGGAUCUCAUUAAAAAAGCCGAAGAAGAGCUGGCCGCGGUCGCGGCAGCAACGGUUUAUCCGAAUAUUGAUACGCAAACGGUUCCUCCUGCACCGCCACCAGCGUUCACGUCUCCGCCACCCCCACCGCCGCCGCCUCCUCCGCCGCUUCCACCGACUUCGGCGAAUCCACUUUCGCCACAACUUCCUCACAGCUCGGAAAAAAUUCUUUACCCUCCGGGCCUCGUACUCGAAGACAACGACAAUAAAAAGAGCGGCGUAAACAUUUCGAUGGAACAGCCAAAACCACCGGGUCUCGAGGACGAAGAUUUACCUCCGAUGUUUCCGUCCACGGCACCAACGGGUCUCGAAUCCAACAAAAGCCCUCAAAAAUUCGUACCUAAAAGUGGUAUCGUGUUGAGCGUCAAACGGAAAGGUUCAGAGGACCCUGCAACCUCGCCAACUAAAACCCCAAGGACAAAAUCGCGAUGGGGUCAAGGACCUACCGAGUGAAUUCUUACUUUUAGUUUUCUCUCAUACCUGCACGGAGUAUCGUAUUUUUCUAUUACUGUUAAAAACAAACCACGACUCUCAAUCCUCGAAUUAUUUGUGGACUAUUUCAAGUGGAUACAUUUUCGAGGGCCCCGGUUUUCCUCUCCUUGCUAUAUCGAUAAGUUUAAUAUUUUGCGGUUCGUAAACUGUGACUCCCCUCGCGGUUCUCGCGAGCAAAAAAUGUAAAUACCAAAGUGAGCGAUACGAAUAUGGGCAUCCGAACAAGUACUUGCGAUUCUCGAGGCAUUUUUUCCCUCUCCCAAGGACUUUCUCGAGAGAACUUUUCGUUCAUGUACAUAGCGUUUGGAAAGGCGGGUCGAAAUCGAAAUGAACUUUUGUACAGUAUUGGAAAAAAAUGCAUUUUUUUUAAAUCCCGACGGAAAGUGUAAUGGAGGCCUGUGUCGUGUGGCCGCAUAUUAUUUGGCUAGAAUAGCAUUUUCAGUCAACAUCGAGUGAAAAAAACGUCAAGUCUUUUACGCACGAAAAAAACCAUCGUAAAUGUGGGUUCUUGCCUGAAAUUGUUUUCAUAGUAAUUUCCAUAUCUCCCAACUCGCGAAUCAACAACCAUCACUUCAAUUUUCCUUCAAAUUUGUCCAUCGUCACCCCUAAAUAUUUCCAUCAUUUUUUGCGAUUCGUUAAAUACCGGAAUUACGAAGGGAUGCAAUUUUUGGCUUGGGCUAUAGAAAAUUUGAGAUAUUCUCAACGCGAGAAAGCUUGAGAGCCUAAAAAAUAAUUUUGUUUCAACAUGCGACACGAGCGCAAGUACAGCUGGAAAAUUAUCGCAUAAUGGAUAGAUGAAAUGCCUGUAGACGAAAGAAAAAUCAUUUCUCAAAUGUUUUUUCGACGUAGAUUCAAUGAUGUAUUUUUUUGUUAAUAUUUAAGCUCGGCAUUCCGAUAUGUUUAAAUAUUGGAAAUUGUGUACGCAAACACACACAAACACGCGCGCGCGCGCACAUACACAACACACACACAUACACACACACAUGUACGUGUGGGAAAGUUUUUCAUACAUUUACGGGCCAGUGACAAAAGUUUUUCAUAAAUUGAGAUGUAUUCAAUAAUUGAUUUGUACCCUAGGUAUGCAGUUUUUUCCAGUUUCGACGGACACGCGUUUGGAUUUUCUGAUUUAUUUUUUAUUACUCAGAAAAUUUUUUUCACGAUUGAUCGUCUCAAAUUGCCCUCUAUAUAUAUAUAUAUGUAUAUCUAUAUCAACAUAGACAUAGUACAAUCAUUUAGAAUGAAGAAAACUCCACAAUAUUUUGUACCCAUUUCAAAUUUGAGUUGACCGGAUUGUACGUUCGAGCAACACUUAUCAAAGAACGUAGCCGUGCCGUACGACGAAAUGUUCGAUCCCAACAAAAUGAUGAAAUUGAAACAGAAUGAAAAAAAAUGCGUAAAAACAAAACUAUUCCAUGUGUACAAAUAACUUCCUUUUUCACAGACUCGCUUCCAAUCUCUACAUUUAUUUGCUCACUUCCAGUUAAAAAAAAAAACCAAUCACCGUUCGUUAUUUUCCAUAUAUAAACAUGACGUGUGAUGGAUGAGAAUAAAUAUACGCGAAUUGCAUAUUACAGCGCGUAUUUUCGUUGUGCGCGAUUGAUAAAAGUUGUCACCAAAAGCCUGUUUUGACUUAUCAAAUGUACUGUCAAUUACCCCGGCUUCACGUUACGAUUGGAAAAUCUUGCACAAUUUUUCUAGGCGCCAAUUAGUCUGAUUGAAAUAUUUUAAAAGAACUGAACGAUUUAAAGUACGUGCAAAAAAGAAACGACCUCUGCAGAGUAAUAGCAUUAUUUUAUGUUUGAGGAAAAAUCUCAUCUUAUAUAUCAUUCACAAAUUUAAUAAAUUAAAAACUUUUGAAUAUCAGAAAAAAAUGGUGAGUGCUAUAAAGUAUCCAACACGAGUUUUCCUUGUUUUGUAUAUGUACAUUAUAUAAAAUAUAUAUAUUCACAAAUCUCA